AUGAAGUCCGCAAUGAAGGCAAUGAAGGCCAUGAAGGCCAUGAAGGCGAUGAAAGCAACGACUGCGAUGAAAGCUCGUGUCAUGAAGAAGAAGGCAGUGAGCAAGAUUGCUCGAGGCAAGCGUGCCAAGAUCGCCGUCUUCAAGGGCAAGAAGGAGAAAACUUCCUCUGGGCACACACGCAAUGAUCUCAUGAUCAACAAGAGAGGAAAAGUGGUGAGCAAGAAGGCCAAUGCCGCGGCCAAGAACCGCUUCAAGAACAUCUCCGGCUGGAACAACGCAGUGAUCCAGGCCAGGAAGGAGUUGGGCAUCAAAGGUUUUUGCGCUGUGAACGGAAAGACGGCGCAGGGCAAGGCUCUCUAUGUGAAAGCCAAGGCACUUUAUGCCGCAUGA
Cladocopium goreaui is the source of this 390-nucleotide messenger RNA. The record is from the annotation of a GenBank genome assembly. Lineage: Eukaryota; Dinophyceae; Suessiales; Symbiodiniaceae.